Messenger RNA from Engraulis encrasicolus (European anchovy), 1388 nucleotides. RefSeq lists its product as uncharacterized. The record is from RefSeq and is a predicted model, not a curated record. The transcript is spliced from 2 exons. Lineage: Eukaryota; Metazoa; Chordata; Actinopteri; Clupeiformes; Engraulidae. Bases 66 to 1175 code for a protein of 369 amino acids.
UUAGCCACUACAGAAGGGAACAUGCCCCCAACAGACGCUACCUCCCCAGUGACGUUUCCGUCAAAAUGAUGUAUGAGGACUUCCGGCAGAAGAAUGAGAAUCUCAAAUACUCCUAUGAGACAUACCGGAAGGUAAUCGAUGAAAUGAACAUUGGCUUCACAAAGCUUGGAGAGGAAGAGUGCGAGGCGUGCCUCAAACAUAACAUCCAUGUGAAAAUCCAUGAAGGGGAUACAAGUGGUGCUGGCUGUGAAAUCUGUAAAGAGUGGGAGGUACAUCAUUUCCGAGCAGUGAGAGGGAGGGAUCAUUACCGCAUGGAUGCUGAGAAGCAGGAGGAGGUCGACACUGUGAUCAGAAGUGUGGACCUUCAAAAGGUCAUUAUGCUCCCUCGCAUGCCUGGAGUGAAGACUGCGGUCUUCACCCGAAGAAUUACCGCAUUUCACGAGACCUUCGCCAUGGUGGGGAAGAUGUCCACCAAAAAGAAGAAGGCCAUCUCGGUUGUAUGGCAUGAGGGCAUUGCUGGAAGGUCGGCAGUGGAGGUGACCUCUGCCUAUGUGGCAUGUCUCAGCCUGGAGAAUGUGGCACAUGUCACCUACUGGGUUGACAAUUGUACAUCACAGAAUAAAAAUUGGGUCCUCCUGUCAACCUUAGUGAAGAUUGUCAACUCAGAUGAAAACCCAAUUGAUGACAUAACCCUGAAGUUUUUUGAGCCGGGCCAUACAUUUAUGAGCGCUGAUAGCUUUCAUGCCAGUGUGGAGAGAAUGAUUAAGAGAAGGCCUGGAGGAGUUGUCCUGGACUUCCAGGAAUUUAAGGACGUGAUUGCAUCGGCCAACUCCGGAAGAGUACAUGUCGUGGAGCUCCAGAGCCGAAGCAUCCUUGCCUGGACUGACAACCACUCUGCGGCAAAAAUGAAAAAUGAAGCACAUCUGGCUGGCAUGUCAGUGAUACAGUUCAGAAGGGGAUCCACUCGCUUCUUCUACAAGCUGAACCAUGAUGAUGACAAAUUCACAGAGUGUGACUUCCUGAAAGCAAAGGCAAGGCUUGAGUUCCCUUCACAGCUGCGGCCUGGCGACAAGGGGGUGGAGAAAGGGAAAAAAAUGGAGAUCCUCUCAAAGCUGGUGCCAUUAAUGCCUGCAAGCCGCCGCCAGUUUUGGGCAGAUCUGGCAGAAGAGGAAUGAAGCGUGUGCACACAAUUUAGCUUAAUGUUAAAAUAUUUGGCAUAUUCAUUGAAUUAUCAACAUUUUUAUUGUUAUUAUUAUACUCUUGUUUUAUUGUUAUUGUGUAACACACGCACACACACGAAAGACACAUGUAAGACUAGAUUUAUGAUAUUUGUAUUGAUCGUACAUUGUAGCUUUAAUGUUAAAAUAGCUUAAUGUUAAAAUAUUUGC